Messenger RNA from Aspergillus niger, 1596 nucleotides. RefSeq lists its product as uncharacterized. The coding region runs from base 1 to 1596 and encodes 531 amino acids. The record is from RefSeq and is a predicted model, not a curated record. Lineage: Eukaryota; Fungi; Ascomycota; Eurotiomycetes; Eurotiales; Aspergillaceae. The transcript is spliced from 2 exons.
AUGCUGGUCUACCUUACCAACUUCUUCAUAGCAUGGCUCGCCUACUUUUGGCAGCCGAAGAAGCAACCCUGCGGUAGUUUAACCCUGCCACAUAUCCCCGGGGUUGACAUCAUAUCCAUGACGCGCCAAGAGGUCCAUAACUACAGCGUAGCAACCUCCCCGCCAUACAAUCUCGCAGACGUACACAAUCUUGACUUCUGCAACGUAUCCGUCACUCUGACUCACCCUGGUGAAGAUGACACCGUCUCCGUCUCCGUCUGGCUCCCCCUAAACAACUGGAACGGCCGUUUCCAGGCUACUGGUGGCGGCGGCCUCGCAGCCGGUAUCAUUGGCUUGGCCCCAGCUCACCCAGUCAGCCAGGGCUACGCAACAGCUGCUACCGAUGGCGGACUAACCUUGAAUGGAACCAGUAAUCCCCAGACGGGGGCCUGGAUUCUGCGCCCCGACGGUUCCAUCAACACUGCUCUGCUACUGAACUUCGCCCAUCGCUCGAUCUAUGACAUGACUAUCAUCGGGAAGACUCUCACCGAGCGUUUUUACGGAUCCCCGCCAAGAUACUCCUACUGGAGCGGCUGCUCUACCGGCGGCAGGCAGGGAUACUUUGCUGCAGCAAAGUAUCCGAAUCUCUUCGAUGGAGUUCUAGCCGGUGCACCGGCCCUCAAUUUCCCACGUUUGAUCGGGUAUAUGUUCUGGCCGCCGGUGCAUAUGUUCCAUUCCGCAGCGCCGCCACAGUGCGUCUUUGACACCUUUUGGAAGGCAAUCAUAGACGAAUGCGAUCCACUUGAUGGAGCCACGGACGGGUUGAUAUCGGAUUACAAUCCACAGAGCUGCCCAUUCAAGCCCGAAACACUUGUUGGGCACACGGUAACCUGUCCGGAGAUGGGCUCAGAUUCCCCAGUGACCAUCACAGCCCAGCACGCCACCCUCGUCAAGCAAAUCCUGCAGGGCCCUGAUCUACAAGAUCACCCCGACCUCUGGACAGGCCUUCCACCGGGCGCCUCAUUCCGCGGAACGGCAAACACUCAAGUAAUCAACGGAUCCAUCGUCAGGCCCGUCCCCUUCUUCCCCAUCAUCGGCUGGAUUAAGAACUUCGUUUAUCGGGACCCGGACUACAACGUAUUCGACAUGACCUUCGACGACUUCAACACCGCCUACCGCCUCACGCUGGACGGUUACAAUGGCAUUCUCGGAUCGGAUGAUCUGAAUCUCUCUGAGUUUCGUCGUGCAGGGGGGAAGCUAUUGACCUGGCACGGGUUGGCGGAUGAGUUAAUUCCAGCGUCAUGGACGAACGCAUUCUGGGAGGGGAUUGAUAAGACGGACGGUGCGGAUGUGGAUGAGUUCUAUCGGGUUUUCCUUGCCCCUGGCCUGGGUCACUGCUCGGCUGGGCAUGGACCGAAACCCGUUGAUCUGUUGGGCGCAUUGGUGCGCUGGGUGGAGGAAGGGAUUGCGCCUGAUAGGUUGAGUGCGGCGGCUGUCAAGGCGGAUGGGAAGGAGGUGACGAGGGAGUUGUGUCGGUAUCCGGCGACGCUGGUGUACGAUGGGCAUGGGGAUGUGAAUGAUGCGGGGAGUUUUUCGUUGGUAUUUGUGGGGGCUUAG